Molecule: messenger RNA, 1801 nt
Organism: Triticum dicoccoides
Lineage: Eukaryota; Viridiplantae; Streptophyta; Magnoliopsida; Poales; Poaceae
Exons: 5
Coding region: 129-1772 (547 amino acids)
Biological process (GO): regulation of DNA-templated transcription
Molecular function (GO): DNA binding
Source: RefSeq, a predicted model, not a curated record
UGUCCCUGACGACAUUUUGCGAAAAUCACCUCCCCUUUCUCCCGACAAACUGCGCAGCCCUCCCUCCGUCUGCUUCUCUGCUCCGUCGCCUCGCCACGCGCCGGCCGCCUGCUCCGUCGCCUCGCCGCAUGUCGGCCGCCUUUUCCCCCUCGUCUCGCCGCUUCUCUGCGUCCGCACUAGGAGAUCAAGAGGGAAGGGAUCUCCUUUUCUGUAAAGCUCGUGCCUUGCCGGCUGCGUCGGCGGCGCUCGAUGACCCGCUCCUCGUUCUCGAGCACCCCCUCCAGACCUCGAGCUCCGGCGGCGGCGCUCGAUGGCCCGCUCCUCGUCCUCGAGCACCUCCUCCAGACCUCGAGCUCCGGCGGCGGUGGCAUGGGAGAGACGACCAGGGCAUGGGGAAGACGAAGACUUGCUCCAGCAGCUCAUCUUGCUCCUCGAGCUGGUGGGCUGAUGAUGGAGGACCUGCACUCUUGGCUCCACCAGCGCCGCCGCUGCCGCUUCUGCUUCUGCUCCCCGCUCGCCCACAGCGCAGAGAUUGGAGGAGGAAUGGAGUAUUGCGGAGGAAUGGAGGCUGCUUCUUUUGGUGCAGAUUCAUCCCAAGAAGCCAUUUACUAGCUCACUGCACAAGCAGUACAACAAGGACAAGUAGCCUUUGCAAGUUUGUCGCCAGUUGCAUUAGUACUCAGACCUUUGUGAGAGAUAUGGAGGGCAGAGAUGAUGUCAAAUCAGAUGAGAUCCUCCUGCCUGGGUUCCGGUUCCAUCCUACCGACGAAGAGCUGGUUAGUUUCUACCUCAAGAAGAAGAUCCAGCAGAAGCCCAUCUCCAUUGAGCUCAUCAGGCAGCAGGACAUCUACAAGUUUGAUCCAUGGGACCUCCCAAAGCUUGCUAGCACCAGCAGUGAGACAGAGUGGUACUUCUACUGCCCAAGGGACCGGAAAUAUCGCAAAAGCACGAGGCCAAACCGGGUCACAGCAACUGGGUUCUGGAAAGCCACAGGAACAGAUAGGCCGAUUUACUCCUCUGAGGGCACCAGGUGUGUAGGCCUGAAGAAGUCCCUUGUCUUCUACAAAGGCAGAGCGGCAAGAGGGAUCAAAACCGACUGGAUGAUGCAUGAGUUCAGGCUUCCUUCGCUCACCGAUCCAUCACUUCCCAAGAGACCGAUCGACAAGAACAUCCCGCUUAAUGACUCUUGGACCAUAUGCAGAAUUUUCAAGAAGACCAGUUCGAUGGCGGCGCAACGGGCGCUGUCUCAUGCUUGGGGGGCUACAUUGCCUGGGGCACCUGAGCAACAACAUCUCCUCUCCGCCAUGCAACCGGUGCAAGCUUCACAUUUUGCUUCAGAGAGCUCCACAUCCUCAUUGCAAGUUGCAGCAGUGGCACCAUCAAAUCAUUUCAUCAGUUUCAAUUGUGGUCCAUCUCAGCAAGUCCUCAAAGGUCCCAUCAUCUUGCCAUUCCAAACACAGGCGCCAUCAGGCAAGACCAUGCGCACUGUGCCACCACCGCUCUUCUUCGAUGCGCACUUUGGGCAGCCUGAGCAGAUCGCUGGAUUUGUGACUGGUUCUUCUGUGGAUGUAAAUUCCAGCAUGAGCUGCAGGGACCAAGAGUCAUCCACAACGAAGCGUGGCGGUAAUUUCAGGAACAAUGAGUGGGAAGCUCCAGAGAGACUCGACUUCCCAUUCGGUUUAGUAGAAGAUUCUUCAGAUGACUGGGAGUGCAACAUACCUUGGGAAUCCUUUCUUAGCCCAACAGUCCCUGCUGAGAUCCCACAGCACUAGAUGCCUAGCCUGCCCUACAAGGAGUGGAA